Molecule: messenger RNA, 3348 nt
Organism: Xyrauchen texanus (razorback sucker)
Lineage: Eukaryota; Metazoa; Chordata; Actinopteri; Cypriniformes; Catostomidae
Product: SUMO-interacting motif-containing protein 1-like
Exons: 10
Coding region: 326-2956 (876 amino acids)
Source: RefSeq, a predicted model, not a curated record
UCGUCACACGGUCAAACCCUUCGAUAGUGAAACCAAAUAAUUUUACACCUAUAUGACGACUAGUAUUUAAAUUUAAUUACGUGUUGCAUGCUUUUGUUUACCUUAAGUCUUGUUUAACUGUAACCUGCAUGACGGAAAGAUGACUGACUGAAAAAUAUUUACACGAUGUAUAUACAGAUAUGUUCAGUUAUGUGAUUGUUUGCAUGUGCUUUUGCUGGCUAAAUAACAACGUGCCCUGCAUAUAUUCUAUAUUUAACAAUUCACGCUCUCCUAAACGACUAAUUUGCCCCUGGUCACGACUAAUAGGAUGAUGUGAGACGGAAUAAUGGAUGACAUUAUUUGUGUCAGCUCGGGCAGCGACGACGACUCUGAUUUAGAGGUUAUUAGUUACAAAGAAGAUGCUGCUCCGUUUAUCCGAGCAGAAUGGAUCCCAGUCACACCUGUCCUCAUCGAUAUCACAGGCCAUAAGUUGGUUCCUCCCAGGGGAAGAUACUCAAGGAAAGAUACUUGUUCCACCUUAGAGGUGAUAGAUCUCAGUGACGACUCUCCUCCUGAUGAUGUUGAUGUGCAGCUGCAGAAUUCAUCAUUGGCUCUGUCAUCAGUAGACAGUGGAGAGAAGAAUGUGGAGUAUUCUGUGCAUGUAAUACCAACAGCUAUUAGAAGUGCUCAAGAAUCAGAAUCUCGAACCAACAAUCUUGGAAAAGAUGGAGCUAAUUCAGGAUGCUUUAUAGGGAGCAGUGUUCAGUCACUCCAUCAGGAGAACUCUUUCACAGAACUGAAUAUCCAAAGGACAGGAGAUGUUUUGCAUCAGGACACUAAUUGUAAUUCUUGCCUAUCGUCUGAGCAGUUGAGCUGGGACAACAAGUCUUUGGGACUUUGCAGCUCUUCAAGUAAAAGCCUGAUACCUUUUGAAAGUUCAUCUGAGGUAUUGAAGAACUCCGUUGUAGAUGUACUGCAGAACACUAAAGACACACAACUUAGUGUCACAUCACUAGCUGCCAGUAGCGUAGGAGCAAACCAAGAAAACAAAGGAAAUCUUGAUUCUUCUCAAUUAUGGAAUGCCAGUGUUCACUCGUCUUAUAGCCUUGACAGUCCAUAUUACUGCCCUAGUGAGGUAGAUGCUUAUAUAUUCUCUGAUGAAUCUAAUGAGCCUGAAGAUAAGGAUCAUCCAUUUACAACUUGCAGUGGUCAACAAUCACCUCAAAGUUCUGUGCAUCUUUCUGAUAUUCAUACUGGGUCUGUGUGCAAUCCAGUUGCAUCAAACAGGGGCUGUGAAACUUUGAAUAUGGGUGAAAGCGAGCACCUACAUAAAAUGCCAGGCACUCAGGUUUUGCCACAGCAUUCUUCCCGUUCCAUAUCUACCUCAUCAUGGGCAUCGCCCCCCUGUAGCCCAGAACUUAUAUCUAGACACAGUCAGUCCAGUAAACCCAACAGUCCCACUUCCACAGAGAUCCUUGCCAGUGAUACAAUGGCAGACUCACCUGAUUUGUCUAUAGAGAGCUCGCUAAGUAGUCCUUUUAGCUUUCCUGUCUCGCUGCCCCCUUCACCAGCCUUUUCAGAGAGAGCAGUGUUCAGAAGAAAUGAUUUAGAUCCACGAUCCUUUGAAUGCCCUUCAGUAGGUCUUUGGGAGACAAGCACAAGCAGUAGUGGAGACAAAGAAGAUGUGCUAGAUAAUGUGUCAGAUCUUUCUGAAGACAAUAUAGAAGGCAGACAACAUAUUUGUCUGGCUCAGUACAGAAAGUUGAGGCAAUGUAUGGGUGAAACGGUUCCAAACAUGUGUGAAGGGGAAGAUGAAGAUGAACACUAUGGCUCGGCUGAACCCCUGUGCCGUCAGAGCCUCAGCUUGGUCUACAGCACUAUUGAGGAGAAUUACCCAGAGGGCACUCUUCAGCUGCUCUCUGACUUUAUUCAGCCUCGGUACUGUCCACCUGUGGAUAUCACAACACAUCUGCUCAGGGGGAUUUUUUUGGACCCACAGAGCCCCGAUGUUCUAGCCAUAGAGGCCUAUAACCUACUGAUGAAAACACAGAGAUACCACCCUGCGGAUACAUCUACAGUCCCGUGGGAUUGGGAACUGCUGACGUCGGUAAUGGAGGAACAAGAGGACACUAGGAGGUUACGGACAGACAUCAAGAACAUGCUUCUGCAAUAUGUGUUGCAGGUUUUAGAAGAUGACUUUCAGUUUAAACACACAACUCAGCGUCUUCAACAAUCUAUUGCAAAGACAAUGCUGUCUUGUGACCAAAGGUUCAGACAGGUCAGGGAUAUAAUUAAUUGGAUGAUGACUGUUGCUAAGAAAUCAGUGACCCACUUGAAUGAUGUGGAAUAUCCAAAGAAAGAGAAGGACAACUAUCUUAAGAUUGUAUUAUCGCUUCAGAGGAUGCUGACAUUGGCCCUGGAGGUGGACAAGACCCCAACCUGCAGUUCAAGCAAACUUUCUCAAGAGCUCUUCCAUGGUCUUAACAGCAUGUCUCCAUGUCGGCAAUUAAGACUCUUAUUGUUAAGUACAAUGGAGAGCAAGCUGCUGAGGUACAAGUUAUUGGAGCUGCUGUUGGAUGAGGCUUGUUCUCAGAAGAAACCCUUGCCAAUGUCCCUAAGCUUGCUGCUACACUACGUCCAGAGCUCAUCACUAUCUUCAGACCCCUCUGAUGGAGCAGAGAGAUGGAAGAAGUGGGAUGAACUUCUCCAACUUCUGUGGAUGCUGAUGCUCAGUUAUGAAGAGGUGGUGACAGGUCACCUACGCUGUCCCAUCACAGAGCGUUUUGACAGGACGCGUGCUCCGAUUUGGACGCGACAUGACCAGGUGACACCGUCAGCAGUGCGAGUGGCAGCAGAGGCCUUUCUGUGUCGUGCAGCAGAGGACAUUGGCCAUGUUCUCCCCAUGGAAAUGCAGGAGUCACUAUCUCAACUACAGGAACACUUAUCUGAUGUAUCCAGUAUUAUUUCAAGUCAUUAGACUUUAUUUUGUAUUUUUAAGAAAAUAAUAUAUUUAUAUAAUUGUUUUUAAUAAAUAGAUUUUAAAUGAUGUAUGUAGGUUUGUUCACUACCAGUACUCAUCAACUGUUCAGUACUUAAUCAGUCAGGUUAACAUUUUUUUUUUUUUCUUUUUCUUUUUUUACUUCUUCAAAAGCUUGCAUACAUACCAGUAAACAAUCUAAGAGGGCUAUGUGAGUAAAGAUAAAUAACUCAAAGUUGUAUCCCUACCAAGUACAUUUUAGAGCAACUAUCAAAAUCACUGCAAUGUACAUGAUUUCCUACAUACAAACAAUGUUUUACGAUGUACAAUGAAAUACUAUGAUGAACAACCCCAAUUCCGAAAUAGUUGGGACUAUGAAAAAUGCUAAUAAA